Eimeria necatrix is the source of this 318-nucleotide messenger RNA. RefSeq lists its product as hypothetical. The coding region runs from base 1 to 318 and encodes 105 amino acids. The transcript has a single exon. The record is from RefSeq and is a predicted model, not a curated record. NCBI's taxonomy places the organism in Eukaryota, Apicomplexa, Conoidasida, Eucoccidiorida, Eimeriidae.
AUGCUCCCUGCAGCAGCAGCAGCAGCAGCAGCAGCAGCAGCAACAGCAGCUGCAGCAAUAGUAGCAGCACCUGCAGCUGCUGGCGCUGCUGUAUUCGCGGCAGCAGCGGUAGCCGCAGCAGCAGCAUCCGAAGCAGCAGCAGCAGCAGAAACUCCAGAGACAGCAGCAGCAGCAGAAACUCCAGAGACAGCAGCAGCAGCAGAAACUCCAGAGACAGCAGCAGCAGCAGCAUUCGAAGCAGCAGCAGCAGCAGCAACACCAGAGGCAGCAGCAGCAGCAACACCAGAGGCAGCAGCAGCAGCAGCAGCACAACUGUAG